AUGUCGCUCGACAGCCUCAACGUCACGGAGCAGAUCUACUCCGUCGCAGCAGGACACACAUCGCACUACCUUGUCCAGUCUAGAGCAAAGGAUGGCGUUUGGGAGCUAGCUCUCUGGCUCCGCCCAAACGCCCAGGAACCAAACAACCUCCAGCUCUGGAUCGGUAUCGGCGAGGACACGAGCAAUGUCGACGAGAUCAGCAGGGCCAUGAUCAAAGGUGACAUGAGCGUCGACACCCGUCCAAACGGGGGCAGGAAGAAGAACAGCGUGUACCUCGACGCCGCGUCUGUGUCCGAGAAUAUCGGUCUCCUUCUCGACGGUGCAUUCCUGCGAAACGAGGGCAGUGCCGCAGCCGUCCAAGCUGACCUCGACGCGGCCAACAUCGAGAAGCUCGGAGGACGCAUCCGUGCGCAACAGGCCGAACUCCAACGCGCGGCGCACACUGGGCUCACCGCCCAAGAAGGUUCCGCCGAAGGGCGCGAGCCAGCUGCAGCCGUACCAGAAGCGGUGAGCUGA
This is a messenger RNA of Trichosporon asahii var. asahii CBS 2479, 516 nucleotides long. RefSeq lists its product as uncharacterized. The record is from RefSeq and is a predicted model, not a curated record. Lineage: Eukaryota; Fungi; Basidiomycota; Tremellomycetes; Trichosporonales; Trichosporonaceae. Bases 1 to 516 code for a protein of 171 amino acids. The transcript is spliced from 7 exons.